Lactuca saligna is the source of this 2842-nucleotide messenger RNA. The record is from the annotation of a GenBank genome assembly. Lineage: Eukaryota; Viridiplantae; Streptophyta; Magnoliopsida; Asterales; Asteraceae.
CUAUCCUUCACCCCAAUAGCCUCCCACCCUUUCUUCCAUCAAAAUGGACCAAUCACUGUCCACUUACACCAACAAAUUACCAUCAUCUAACCCCGACAAACGGCUCUUAACAACCACCAACCCCUUAACAACCACCAAUCCAUUAACAGGAACCCCUUCAUCAAUGAACCCAAUGCAGCAGCAACAGCCACAUCAGCAGCAACACCAACAGCAACAACUCAUGGGUCCUAUGAGUAACCCAGUGGCUCAACAGCUGCUGGGUCUCUCGAGCAACCCGUUGCAGCAGCAGUUAAUGGGUCCCAAAAACAACCCGAUGAUGAACUCAAUGGCAAAUCCGAUGAUGAACUCAAUGGCAAAUCCAAUGAUGAACUCAAUGGUGAAUCCUAUGGGGAACACAAUGCAUACCACCCCGUUGCACCACCAGAUGGUGACACCUGUACACAAUCCACUGAUGCAGCAACAAAACAGAGAUGAAAGGAACUCCAUUUUUAGUGCUUCGGAUGACAAUGUGAUCAUGAAGCAAGUGCUUGAUACUCAUCUCCCUGAUGGCACUGAUGUUGAUGUCAAACCACUUCUCAACAUCGUGGAAGAUAUACUUCGACAUGCCACCAUUAGUGUCGAUUCCACUUCAUCGACUGAGCAUACAGAUCUGGGAAAGCUCGAGGGUAAAAUGGACAACAAACCCCACCAAAUGAACGCUGUUGUGAUGCUUAACUCAUUGUCACAUAUAAUCGACAAACUUGCUUGCGAGAUGUCCUUCAGGUGCUUAAGUGGCGGAGACGGACACACAACUGCCCUCGCCCUAUUUCAUACAGUAGGAAACUUCCACUGGGAUGCAAAACUGGUGUUGACACUUUCAGCUUUUGCUCUCAACUACGGAGAAUUCUGGCUUCUAGCUCAAAUCUAUUCAUCAAACCAACUUGCAAGAUCCAUGGCUAUUCUAAGACAAGUUCCAAUGAUCAUGGAGAAUUCAGCCCCUUUGAAACCUCGAUUUGACAUCCUAAAUAAACUCAUUCGCUCUGUCCUGGAAUUGACUCAAUGCAUCAUGCAGUUUAAAGAGCUUCCAUCCAUGUAUGUUACUACUGAUGUUCCAGCCAUGGCUAGAGCUUUGAACACUCUCCCCACAGCAGUUUACUGGAAUGUUAGAGGGAUUAUCGCUUGUGCUGCACAGAUUACAAGCCUCACUAGCAUGGGACAUGAGUACGGGAUAUCAUCAUCGGAAUUGCAGUCAUGGGAACUCUCCACCUUAAUCCUUAAGAUUAAUCAUUUACACGAGUUUCUCAAGAAACAACUCGAAGAUUGCCACCGUGUUGUAGGAGACAGGAGGGAGAUGGAUUUCAGGAACUCAUUCAAUCAGCUAUUUGAAACAAUCCAUAUCGACAACAUGAAAAUCCUCAGGAUCUUAAUUAGUCCAAGAGAUGACAAUCUGCCACUUUUCGAUGGCGCGACUAAGAAAAGGGUCAGCCUAGAAGUUCUUAGGAAAAGGAAUGUGUUGUUGCUGAUAUCAGGGCUAGACAUGUCUAGCGACGAGUUAUCCAUUCUUGAGCAAAUUUACAGUGAGUCACGAAUUCAAGGAACAAGGCUGGAUGCUUUGUAUGAGGUCGUAUGGAUGCCUAUUGUGGACCCCUCGAUAGAGUACACUGAAGCAAUGAACAAACAGUUUGAAGAGAUGAAGAACAGAAUGCCAUGGUUCUCAGUGUACCACCCUUCCAUCAUUGAUAGGGCAGUCAAAAGGUCAAUUGGUGACAGGUGGCACUUUAGGAGCAAGCCUAUACUCGUAGUGUUGGACCCACAGGGACGGGAGUUGAGCCCCAAUGCGAUUCAUAUGAUGUGGAUUUGGGGAAGCAAUGCAUUCCCUUUCACAAGUGCUAGAGAGGAAGCCUUGUGGAGGGAAGAAACUUGGAGGCUUGAGUUGCUAGUCAGUGGCAUGGACCCCACCAUUCUUAACUGGAUAAGAGAUGACAAAUACAUCUUUUUGUAUGGAGGGGACGAUAUUGAGUGGAUUCGCAAAUUCACAAGCAAUGCAAGAGCCAUGGCAACAGCUGCACGCAUCCCGUUAGAAAUGGCGUAUGUUGGAAAAAGCAAGAAAAGGGAAAAUGUUCGUCGGGCGAUUGCCGCCAUCAAUGUGGAAAAACUUAGUUACUGCUGGCAAGAUACCACUCUGAUUUGGUUCUUCUGGACACGAAUUGAGAGCAUGUUGUUCUCCAAGAUUCAACUUAAGAGGGCUGAUGAUCAAGACCCUAUAAUGCUACAGAUCAAGAAGCUACUGAGCUAUGAUAAGGAUGGAUCAUGGGCUUUGCUCUGUAGAGGAUCACAGAUUCUAACUAAUGGACAUGGAUCCACCAUGUUGCAGACCCCUACUGACUUUGAUCUAUGGAAGGAACAUGUCCCUACAAGGGGUUUUGAUUUGUCAUUUACAGACUACCAUGACAAGCUUCAUGUUGCAGCGAAUAACUGCUGUCGAUUUGAGUUUCCUAUUGCAGCAGGUAGAAUCCCAGAAGGCAUGCGUUGCCCUGAGUGCCAUCGUUUGAUGGAGAAAUACAUUGCUUUCCUUUGUUGCCAUGACCAAACUGGCCUUCUUGAACCCUAUUGAAGAACUGCUAUGAGUAUCAACUAAACUGGCACACUCUACUCUGAUGCCAGUAAGUAUUACUAAGUGAAUAAACAACGGUAUGUGAAUGUUGUUGUUUUUGUCUUCUACUACGAUAAGAUUGUAAUGUGUGAUCGUUUUUACCUGAAUGUAUCCUGGUGGAUCUAAACUGCUUUAUGGAUUAGAACCACUAUGUAAUAAAAUGUUUAUGAAUCUUAUUAUAAAGUCAUUGUUAUAUGUAUUUGAUAUUUU